Dunckerocampus dactyliophorus (ringed pipefish) is the source of this 2250-nucleotide messenger RNA. It is a transcript of the gene lyar, whose product is annotated as Ly1 antibody reactive homolog (mouse). The transcript has 8 exons. Gene Ontology annotation, cellular component: nucleolus. Gene Ontology annotation, molecular function: DNA binding. NCBI's taxonomy places the organism in Eukaryota, Metazoa, Chordata, Actinopteri, Syngnathiformes, Syngnathidae. The record is from RefSeq and is a predicted model, not a curated record. Bases 1140 to 2165 code for a protein of 341 amino acids. Gene Ontology annotation, biological process: rRNA processing; negative regulation of transcription by RNA polymerase II.
UUUGCAUUUAGGAGGGCCAAAUCAAGAAUUGUUUUGCACUACUAAAUUGUUGUUGAUGCAUGCCAAUACAGCCUUUGAAAACUGCAUAAAACAUACCUGAAAUAGGAGCUGAAAGCAGCCAGGACAUUUUUGUGGGCUUUGAAACAAACUCCUUUGACCACCAGCAUGCAGUCACAGAGCAUUCCCUGAAUCCUUUGCUCCUGGAGCUGCUGCAGCAGGUAGGAGCUGUGGCUAGAAAGGGUGUCCAUGCUCACUUACCCGACAGACGCACUGAGUCAUAAAGCUGGCCAAAGAGAUACAUAUUCAUGUUAGUCAAGUGCUUCCGAUUGUUGGAAUACAGCCACACUGAUUGUAACGUGUAGAAGUAAAUGCACUAUCCUCAUACUUCUGCAUCCACAAAUAACGCACAAACAGCUAGCAUGCUAACUACGAAGCUUUGCUAGAAAACCACGCAGGUCGAAAUGACUGACGUGGUAUAGCGCUAAAUCUCACCAGUUAGUUACCUCGUCGGAAUUAAAUAUAACUUGAUAUUGCUCUUUUAACACAUACGUUUACUGAAUACCUCUUAUUUGGAUGGGCCACUGCUCCACCCGUGCAGUUGCCUCACUUCCUGGUACAGUUAGCAUUUAAAAAAAGAUAAGUACUCAAGGAAUUUUGUUACACCGCAGUUAUGAUAAUCCGUAUUGUAGUUUACAAAGUUUAUUUGCAUGCCAUGGAAAUAACAAGAACUUUAUAGAUAAAGCGCUGACAUAAAGUUGCCGUCAAAGGCCGGAACAUUGUUUGUAUUAUAUGCACACGCACGGACGACUAUUUGUGUCGGACACCCAGCACUGGCGUGGUAAGGUAGCUGUGUUUUGAAAAUGGGAUCGAACUGGGUGUCAGUGUAAUUAUUUUUUUUCUACAGGGCACACUUAAUUAACAUCGUCGUUUUGAUACGUCCACAUUGUUUUAUUUGGACAUUUAAUUUUGAGUAACGGUAGCAACCAGUUUCGGUUUAGCUCAGUUCAUAACUGGGCUGUGGAUACUUGCAACUGCAGUUUCCGAAUUGCAUCCAAAACAGUUUUUAUAUUCCUGGGACUACCAGGAAUUGGUGAGUCUGUCGAUUAAAGCACGCAUAACAGGCAGAGGAGUCGUUCAGCAUGGUGUUCUUCACAUGCAAUGCCUGUGGGGACUCCCUGAAAAAAGCCCAGGUGGAUAAACAUGUGAUGAAGUGCCGUGGCUGCCAGGUUCUAUCCUGCAUCGACUGUGGAAAAGACUUCUGGGGCGAUGACUACAAAAAUCACCUGAAAUGCAUCAGUGAAGACCAAAAAUAUGGAGGCAAAGGCUAUGAAGCAAAAGCCAAAAAAGGGGAUGUGAAACAGCAUCAGUGGAUCCAGACGAUUCAUGAAGCCAUGAAUAAGCCUGGAGUCAGUCCGAAGCUGAAAGAGGUGCUCAAGCAAGUCAGUACAUACGACAAUGUCCCGAGAAAAAAGGCAAAGUUUCAGAACUGGAUGAAAAACAGUUUAAAGAUCGCCAACUCAAGUCUACACGAACAAGUGUGGGGCAUCCUCAAUUCAGUUGCUGACAAUCCCUCUGAUGUGCCCCAGAAGAAUAAAGAACUUAAGGAGAUGACAACUCAAGUCGAAGUAGACGGUGAUAUGAAAGAAAAGCAGAAUGGCCACUUGGACACGAAGAAGAAGAAACUUUCCAAACAAGAGCGUAAAGAGAUGCGUCGACAGGAAAACGGGGGCAAUGCAAUAAAAACACAAGUGUCUAUGGCUGAGGAGGAGCAGACAACCAAAAAGAAAAAGGGCCGAAAGAGAGUGCGAGGUUGUGAAGAUGAUGGAAAUGAAGAUGCCAAUGAUGCUUCUGAUCAAAUGUACAGAAAGAAACUGAAAACGGACCAAAAAGGAGAGGCUGCUGACAUAUCUGAACAAAGUGAUCAUCUACCAGUUGCCCAAGGCAAUUUCAAAUGGAAAGAAACGAUCAAGGCAGUAUUGAGAAAUUCGCCCGACCAGGAAUUGCCAGUGAAGAAACUCAGGAAGAAGGUUCUGGCUGCAUACUUCACAGUCACUGGUGAUGGAAAUUUCAAAACAAAGGAGGAGGUCCUUGGACUUUUUAACAAGAAAAUCAACAAUAACCCAAAGUUUAGAGUUUUGAAAGACAGAGUAAGUCUUAUAAAAUGAACUAGCACGUCACACCUUUUUAUGUAAGGACAUGUAUGUUGAUUCAAGCCUUUUGCCAUUGUGCUGCAGAUUAAAUGAUUUUCUA